Messenger RNA from Sclerotinia sclerotiorum 1980 UF-70, 183 nucleotides. RefSeq lists its product with no specific name. The record is from RefSeq and is a predicted model, not a curated record. The coding region runs from base 1 to 183 and encodes 60 amino acids. The transcript has 3 exons. Lineage: Eukaryota; Fungi; Ascomycota; Leotiomycetes; Helotiales; Sclerotiniaceae.
AUGAACCCGUACUCCGCCGGUACUUUCAACAUCAUGAAGCAAAAUGAAACUGGCUCUUGCUACGUAAGAGUUGGUCAAGUCAAUCGUGAAGUCCCUAUCGAUGGAAUGUUGAAACGAGAAGUCAUCUUGGCUUAUAAGUCAUACGAAAAGAAAAGUUGGGGAAUUCGACAGUUGAUCAACUAG